This is a messenger RNA of Laetiporus sulphureus 93-53, 402 nucleotides long. RefSeq lists its product as uncharacterized. The coding region runs from base 1 to 402 and encodes 133 amino acids. The record is from RefSeq and is a predicted model, not a curated record. The transcript has 2 exons. Lineage: Eukaryota; Fungi; Basidiomycota; Agaricomycetes; Polyporales; Laetiporaceae.
AUGUCUGACCUUGACGCCGACUUGUACAGCGACCUCUACGGCAACGAUGAAUCGGAGUUCGCUGUACCAACCACACAAACCGAGCAGAACACCCGGCUGGAAUCUCAGGGACAACCAGAAGAAAAGCUUAUUCAACAGACGAAGGAAGAGCCAGCUCACGUAGCAAAGUUGGCCACUCCAACCCCUCCGCCAGAGACAAAGCCACAACAAUCCGCUACGCAGCUUGCCCCGACGCUGGCCGCUAUCCCAUCGUACACGUCACCCCCUACGCAGCAGAUACCUACAUAUCAAGAACGCCAGACGCCUGAAUACAGGGAGCCUCCGCCAGCGCGUCAAGAUUACCAUGGAGGCGGUGAUGUCGACCGACCAGUUCGACCCUCGGAGAUGAAGGAAGAAGGGUGA